This is a messenger RNA of Lycium ferocissimum, 1414 nucleotides long. RefSeq names its product homeobox-leucine zipper protein HAT4-like. NCBI's taxonomy places the organism in Eukaryota, Viridiplantae, Streptophyta, Magnoliopsida, Solanales, Solanaceae. The record is from RefSeq and is a predicted model, not a curated record. Gene Ontology annotation, cellular component: nucleus. Gene Ontology annotation, molecular function: sequence-specific DNA binding; DNA-binding transcription factor activity, RNA polymerase II-specific. The transcript has 5 exons. Gene Ontology annotation, biological process: regulation of DNA-templated transcription. The coding region runs from base 168 to 1019 and encodes 283 amino acids.
UACCCAUAUCACACUGCAAAGUUCCUCCUCUUUUCUCUCUCUCUCAAAACAUCUCCCCAUUAAUUGUCAUCAUCUUUCUUACCUGAAAAUCUGAAAAUUCUAUUUCAUAUCACUGCUCUUUUUAACUCUAUUUUCUUCAAGAAAUUUAAGACCCUUGAAAAAAGAAAAUGAUGGUGGAAAAAGAAGAUUUGGGGUUGAGCCUUAGCCUCAGUUUUCCAAAUAAUAACAAGAAUACAACCAAUAAUCAUCAGCUAAAUCUCAUCCCUUCAUCUUCACCUUUUAAUCUUAUGCACAAAACUUCUUGGACUGAUUCCUUAUUCCCUUCUUCAGAUCGAAACUCUGAGGCAUGCAGAGUGGAGACGAGGACUUUCCUUAAGGGAAUCGACGUGAACCGGCUGCCGGCGACGGCUGAAGCCGAUGAGGAAGCCGGCGUGUCGUCGCCGAACAGUACUAUUUCAAGUAUUAGUGGAAAUAAGAGAAGUGAAAGAGAAACAAAUAACUGUGAAGAACAUGAAAUGGGAAGGGCUUCUAUGAGUGAUGAAGAAGAUGGAGAAACUUCUAGAAAGAAACUAAGGCUUUCUAAAGACCAAUCUGCUGUUCUUGAAGAAAGUUUCAAAGAACACAACACCCUCAAUCCUAAACAAAAGUUGGCUUUGGCUAAAAGACUGGGAUUGAGGCCUAGGCAAGUUGAGGUGUGGUUUCAGAACAGAAGGGCAAGGACAAAGUUGAAGCAAACAGAAGUUGACUGUGAGUUCUUGAAGAGAUGUUGUGAGAAUCUGACAGAGGAAAACAGGAGAUUACAGAAGGAAGUUCAGGAGUUGAGGGCACUCAAGCUUUCCCCUCAAUUCUACAUGCAAAUGACCCCUCCCACCACCCUCACCAUGUGCCCUUCAUGUGAACGUGUUGGGCCCCCACCAAACUCAUCCUCAUCUGGGCCCACACCAACAGCUCUGGUCCAGGCCCAACCCAGGCCCAUGCCAUUUAACCUAUGGGCCAAUGCACUGCACCCAAGAUCAUGACUUCACUAUCUAUCAAUGCAAGGGCAAUUUGGUCAAAAGGACUACUCAUCAACACGCCCUCUUGUGGAAAAAUAUGGAAGUGACAAGACAAACUUGUAAUAGAGUACCAUAAUGUUUUUGUGUAUGAAAUAUGAAUUAUGGUCUAAGAUAUGGUUGUUGGGACUUGGGAACAUGGGGGAUUUGGUGGGUCAAAGAAUCUUUGAUUUCUAUUAUUGACCCGUCAUUUUCUUGUAUUUACUACAAAUUAGGAUUAGUCUUUUUUUACUCUAUUCAGUAAUAGUUUCUUUCUUCCCCAUUUUAAGGUCACUGAUGGGGCAGGAGGUAGAGGACUUUUAGAUGUAAAGUAAUGAAGGAUAUGAACUAUUUUGUUAUAGAUUUACUUUACUUGAGUUGAA